Magallana angulata is the source of this 2714-nucleotide messenger RNA. RefSeq names its product neuronal acetylcholine receptor subunit alpha-6-like. Gene Ontology annotation, biological process: nervous system process; regulation of membrane potential; signal transduction. NCBI's taxonomy places the organism in Eukaryota, Metazoa, Mollusca, Bivalvia, Ostreida, Ostreidae. Gene Ontology annotation, molecular function: transmembrane signaling receptor activity; extracellular ligand-gated monoatomic ion channel activity; neurotransmitter receptor activity. The coding region runs from base 217 to 1530 and encodes 437 amino acids. The record is from RefSeq and is a predicted model, not a curated record. The transcript has 7 exons. Gene Ontology annotation, cellular component: membrane; synapse; neuron projection.
AGAAUGUCGCGCAGCCUAAAAUACCCAAACAAAGCUGCAGUGCUCUCGCAUUAUGGGUAUCAUACACACACUGUAUGAUACGACAAGGCUGGACUCAAAAAGGUUCAAGCAAGAUGGAAGGUAGCCCGGGGAAAAUGCAAAAUAAUUGAUGUCAUUAUCUUUGAUAGAAGUUCGUACGGUGGAUGAAUAAUCGGAAAUUGUCGCAAAGUAUCGACAAUGAAGCGAUCGUUUCAAGAUUAUCUUUUCACACUGGCUGUUUUGACCAGCGUUGUACGACCGAUCCUUUCCCUGCCUCCCUCCAACUACUCCUGGGGCCUGGAGAAAGCUCUUAGGACGGAACUAUUUGAGAACGCGAAUUACUCCGCCUUCCAGCGACCGGUCAAGAAAGUGGACGUUAAGGUGGCGCUGACGUUACUGACCGUCAAUGAAUUAAAUGUGAGGGACCAGAUUCUGUCAGUGUCCGGUUACCUAUCUAUAAGCUGGGAUGACUGGCGGCUCUCUUGGAGCAACACUUCCGCAACAUCUCAAGACUAUAGCAACAUCGAUUCCUUGUUCAGCACCGAGGUGAACGUCUGGACGCCCGCUCUCAUCAUCGAGAACUCAAUCCAUGAUAUGUCAGUAAUUAGUGACAUCAAAAUUCCCAUGCGAAUCAAAAGUGAUGGGAAGAUUUUUUGGAGUCCCUCGGGAGUCUACAGAGUGUCCUGCGAGUCUGACAUUACCUACUACCCUCUAGACAGACAGACGUGCUUUAUAAAAAUCAGUACAUGGGGGUAUACAAAAUCAGAAAUAACCCUGUUCAUGGAUGAAAACACUCCGGUAGACACAACAUUUUACAGCGAAAAUGGCGAGUGGGACUUCUUGUCCAGCGCUGGCCACACCCCUAGCUCUCAGGUCCGGGGAGGGACUUGGUACUCUACUCUAUCGUUUUCCAUAACCCUGAGGAGAAAGCCUGUUUAUCACGCACUAAACACGCUGUUUCCGGUUAUCCUGAUGACGUUUCUGAUACCUAUGGUGUACAAGCUGCCGACCGAGUCCGGAGAAAAGAUGAGCUACAGUCUGACGGUUCUGCUCGCGUACGCCGUGUAUCUCUCCCUUAUAUCUGAUAACAUUCCUAGCACCUCUAAAAGCGUCUGCCUCCUUUCGCUAUAUCUUGGAGUGACCCUGGCUUUUAGCACCGUUUCUGUUAAUAUUGUCAUUUUCAUAAUAUAUGCGUAUUUUCAAGAAGAAAAGAAAGCCCCCUAUUGGGCAAACAGGAUAUACAAAAAGAUACAGACGAUGCGCGCCAAAAAGAAAUGUGACGCCGACGUAAACAAAGUGGUGCCCUCUAUCAAGGGAGAGAAGAAUGACACUGACGUUUUAGGGACAGUUUCAGAGAGUGAACAAAACAACAAUGAAAUGAACACACUGACUUAUCGCAGACUGUCGGAGAUUUUAGACCAUCUCUUUUUUGUAGUUUAUCUUACCGCCACAAUUCUGAUAACAAUUGUAUUUCUUGUUUCAAUUAUAAUCAAUUUCUACAGCAGCGACUAAUCAACAUGAUACCGGAUUGAUGCCUGUGUAUAUACUUACAUGUAACUCCAAAUAUAAAAUUAAUCGGAUUAUGGAUAUAAAGCUGUUUUUUAAGUAUCUUUAUAUCUUUUUGAAGCAAAACAUUUUUUGAAGAUUAAGAAUAUUCUGCAUGAAAAAGAAUUGGAAUUGGAAUAAAGCAUCAAAAUCCUGAUAAAAAGAUGUACGCCGAUGAUACAGAUACAAUUCUGUAAACCUUCCACUGUUGUUAAAUGGGAAUACUUUAACAAUUACCGCAACGUUAAGACCUCGAAAAAAAAUCCGAAGAACGGUUGAUUAAAUGAAGACUUCUGAAGACUUCUCUAAACACUUCUUUAAGACGAUAUUAAGAAAGAAAUUACUAGCAUUGUUCGACAAUUCCACAAAAUUGCGUCCAGGGCUGCUGAGGCGGGUACAAUCAGAGGAACGUUAAUGUCACAACGGGCGGCCUUUUUCCCCCCAUCUUCCUUAUCAUUUUUUGUAUUCAUUAUUAUCGACUUCGAAACUUCAAUUAGGAAACAUUGAUGAAAAAAUCUCAACCGAUUCCGUUGUGUUAAAUUCUGACCUGAAUGGCAGUUCAAAUGAGUUUACAACUAAGUUCUCCAAAAUUGUAGCCUAUAGUUUACUGCAUAGCUAAUAUCAAAGAAAGGAAAUUCAAAUAUUCUCUAUUUAAAUGGGAAAUCGUUUUUUGAAACAUUGUUUCAAUUGGUUUUAAGGUCAGAAAAAGUUUUAAGCCAAUUCUUGAAUUAAGGUCUUGCGAUUAAGACUACCGGUCAUAAAUCAAUUAAAUACCAAUGGCGUAUACAGAGAAUAAUAUACCUAAGGAAAUUGGUAUUGAUAAAUAUUAACACUCUCAGUAUGCAUUGUCAAAAACAGAACAAUUGGAAAAUUAAAGCGCAGAUCGAAAAUGGACAAAAAAUGUUUGGUCUAUCUGUUAACAUACAUUAAAUGUUUAUGUUAUAUUGAUCAUUUAAAACGACAAUACAAUAAAAAAAAUUGUGCUUGCUGUCCGCAAAAAUGUUAUUUGGUAUGAAUUCACAGACAUUUCAUACAUACAGUCAACUGAAGAAAUCGUGGAAUUAGAAUUUAUAUAUUCAUGCAAGAGCAAUUAAAAUUGAUCGAUUUCAACUUAGUCCGAAGAUUUACCUAAAAUAAAAAUGGACAUCAAA